AUGCCAAGACACAUUUGCAUUAAGUCAAAGGAUCGACUUGAUGGUUGGAAUUAUAAUUGGAUUCCAAUUGCAACCGAUGAUUCUCCCUAUGCAAGAAUGGUCAAAGAGAUCGAGGAGAAAGAGAAAUUUGUGCAGCAAUAUUAUUUGGCAAAUCAGGAACAAUUUGCUGAUGUGAGGACACUUCAAGGACAAAUGCGAAUGGAAGAUUCCACUGGUGUACAUGGCGGCUCGUUCGUUUUGCACUCUAACACUCAUGCGCGUGAACACAUCAUCAGACAUCUCGUCCGAGCUUUUUUAGUUCUUGCUAGAGCAAUCAACGAGGGUCACUUCAAUGUCAACACCUUAUUGACAGUAUCGCUGAAGGUUGAUAGCAAUUGGAAAGUUUAUUGCAAUCGAGUCAAGUUGGAUAUGAGCGAUUCAAUCUACUUGGUUGAUGUUCUGAAAAACAUUCAACGCAGCUUCAAGCGUAGUCACUGCAUGCACUACAGUUUGAAGUUCAAGUCUCAUGUGGCAAGCUACUUGUCUCAGUUGCGAGAGUUUCAAAAGACCAAGCCAUUCGAUUCGCCUCUUCGCACCACAACGGAACAAAUCGACGAUUAUUAUAAAUCGAUGGAAAUUUCUCAAGAAGAGCAAUCAAUUGCUGAGCUGAGAGAAAUGAGUUUCGAUGAUUUGCCGGAUAAUGUUAUUAAAAAGAUUUUCAAGAAACUUGAAAAUCGUGUGGAUAUCGCGAAUUUUCGUCUUUGCUCAAAACGUUGUCAGAAAAUCGCUGAAGCAAAAGUGAAAGAGUGGUCAAAAUAUGUUUGGAACGAGCUGCGUUUUUGUGAUUUCGGACGAGGUUUCAAAUUGAGUGGCUCGGUGAAUCAACGAAAUUUCGAGUUUAUUUAUCGAAUGAGUGAUUCAAAUGAAAUGAAUGAGCUCAUUUAUCGGCGUCUUGCUGGCACGAUUGUUGAUCAGUUGUCAAUCGAUACGAAAGAGGUGCCACUCGAGUUCCAGCUUACCGACAAACACCUUAAAGCACUUGCUGAUUUAAAAGCUAAAGCCGGAUUUGAGCUAAACACUUUUACCUAUCUUCCCGAACUUUACAACUACAACAAGAAAUGUCUCAGCCUCGAGUCUGAUCUUUAUGAAAUCUUGGCGCCGACUCGAAUCAGCUUAAAGCAACAUUUCCAAUCAACUCCUGUCAAUUAUGAUCUCAAAAUUCCGCGUUCAGUCGAAUCGAUUAGCGGCUUUUUCAAGCAAGUCCUCGAUUUCUCAGAGGCCGAGAAUCUGGAAUACGUCGAGGUUUUCAGCAGCUCGUUGAGCUUGAUCACGAGUAUCAUCCAAGAUGGUACAAUGGAAAGCUUGAUGCGCCGUUCUUCAAACCCAAUCAAAUUGGUGAUGUCCGGUUCAUCAGUUAAUCACGUGAUCGCUAAGUACAAAAUGGCCGAACAAGUCGAGCUUGGGUAUUGGAGAAUCAGAGAGUCAAAAGUCUCAUCGAUGUCGUGGGUGAUCUUCGAUUGGGAGCACCCAAGGCAGCACUUCACCAUCGAGCUCUACGUUCAGACUCUCGAGAAUAGCUUUAACUAUUGGCACAUUCGACAUGGCAUAGUGAAACCGAUUCGAGGGGGAAGUGCUGAGAAAUGGCUUGAAUCGAAUGAAGAGAGUGGAAGCGAUGCU
Mesorhabditis belari is the source of this 1656-nucleotide messenger RNA. Lineage: Eukaryota; Metazoa; Nematoda; Chromadorea; Rhabditida; Rhabditidae. The record is from the annotation of a GenBank genome assembly.